AUCAUGUCAAAUAGAAUAGCAUGCAUCGACAUUAUCGUUCCUCGCGGUCCCCUGGGCUUCGAAUUUUCGAUAAAAUCCUCCGGUUCCCAAAUUGUGAUUUCACAAGUUCGUUCAGGAGGUGCGGCGGAAUUAGCUGGUCUGAAAGUUGGAUACAUCGUCAAGGCUGUCAACCAACAGUCUAUCAAAGACAUGUCCUUCCUUCAGGUUUCCAACUUGAUUCGACGCUCCAGUUCUCUCACAGCGGAAUUGACCGUCUGCACGCCAGAAGAAAUCCAUCCUGCACCGUAUGGAAACGUUGUACUUCGGCAUACAUCUGCAAUUAAGAAUCCUACUUCCGCCCCAUAUUCUUCUUCUGAUCGUGAAAAUUUUUCGCCAUCACCUCAAGGAAUCCGUGCCCAGGCCUUGAUGGAACAACUGCAAAAGCCACACCAUCGAAAAGAGGAAGUAGCUAUGCUGACACAAGCCCUGUCUCCGUCAGCUGAUGUGCCGUCAUUUCACUCGUGUCAGCACCCCUUGACAAGCAAAACAUCACACGAUGACAAUGGUGGUGUAAUGAAUCAUUGUGGACUUCGACGGCAGGCUAUCCUUUUUCGCAAUGACACUAUCUAUACCGAACCUCCUGACGUCUCUCCUCUAAUCUUCUCAAUUCCUGAUCAUAAAUCAGUUCACGAAAGCAACGUCGAUAAUAUGGUCUCUCCUUUCUCAACCACUCUCAACAUCAGUGAGAAUAGGAGCGAAGAGGAUGGGAAAGCAGAGAUCACGCCUCCUCUUGUUCGACGACAUGCCUAUCCUUCACUCAUAUCAUCCGCCUUGGCAUCAGACUCCGAAUCCCCUUCCCCUCUAAUCCGCAACACAAGUGUCAAAGCAGGUGGAGAAACUGAGCCAAGUCCGCGUUUUCUUCCAGCACAUACCUCUCCAACACUGCGGAGAGAAGAAUCACUUCAACCAACCUUCCUUCCCAGAUUAUCUGUCCGCAGAAAGAUUUCCUCACCAGCUUUAUCCGCAAGGCCUUCACCUCCUAAUGAAUCCAAAUUCACGAAUCUAGCUGCCUACAUGGAUGGUCUUGUCGUGCCUCCGCCUUAUGGUCAAACCAGUGGUAUUGUUCAACGCAACCUCUCUGUCUCCAACAGUGUCUUAACUCCGUCCCGUUUUGUCCGACACGAUAACGGCCUUUCUACUCUAACCAGUGGCACAAAUGUCCGUUUGAAUAUGCCAUCUCUCAUAUCGAAUAGAAGUCGAGUUGCUUCUAGUUCAUUAUCUCACAAUAUUUCUUCUCUUUCGCCUAAAAACCCCACUUUAAAAAAUGAAAAUACCAACUCCAAUGUCAAACCACCUCAUCCAAAACGCAAACGACUAACGUUAAUGACUGGUCUCUUUCGCAUCGACUCACUUUCUUGUGAUGGACCACACUGGCCUUCCUCGUGGCGCCGUCGACGUUGGUCCCUUAGACCCCAGGAAGAAACUCCAAGUAUCAAGACCACUGUUCCCUCAAUUCCAAUUGCCGAAUCCAACCUAGGAUUCAGACCUACUGCGGUAGUUCAUGGACGACUGCUUGAUGCGUGUUUCGCAUCGGCCUUGUGUUCAACUUCGCAGUUUGAGUUAUGGUUCCAUCCAUCUUUUUCGCACAAAAAUUCCAACUUUAAUACGAAUUUCAUGCUUUUUCAGCCCUCUGAUCUUCAGCCUGAAUUUUACAAGUCAUCGCAGUGUCUCUGUAAAGUUACGAAAAUAGAAGGAAAGAACGUAGUGCCAGUCGCUUGGAGGCGGUUCUAUAUUUACAUCGGAGGAGGUUAUAUUCGUUUUCUCUUGGCCUCCGACUAUCACGGUUUCAAUCAACAUGCAUCAGGCUCUCUACUGAACAAUGUGGAUCCAUUCACAUUGGAAGGAGUGUCAACAAGUAGGUGUAUCAUCCUUCCGUUAAUGGGCCUACAGUGGUCUAGCCAUCCGUGCCUUGCUUCUGAUAUUCCAACUUGGGAUACUCUAUCCCCUGCUUCCCCAGCCAAAACCUUGUCCUUCAGACGACAUAAUCAUCCUUCCCAAUACUCUGAAAUGGUUGAAUCAGAACCCAUUAAUGAUCUUCAUUGUUAUCUCUUUGAACACGAAAGCAAUGGUUGUUCAGAGAUUACUGUCAUUUUCCCAGAAACGCAAACCCUCAGUAAAACUCUUGAGCUGUGCCAACGUCACGGUGGUUUCUGUAAAGAAGGCAACCCACCACCACAUACUUGUACUGUUAUCACUAAUUCCUUACUCGAAACGAAACAGCCCAGUCAUCAUGCGACUGCUGUUCUUCGUCGAAGUAGAAAAAGUCUUCCUGACUCGGCUGUUCGGCGUAGGCUUGUUGCUGAUGGGGUGACUGGCACUAAACGCACUCAGGACAAAUCUUUGGAUCGGGAGGGUGAACAGCCACAACCAUUUGCUUACCAACGCUCGGCUGGAGUGGAAGAUACUUCAAAAUUUCGAUUCUUUGCAACCACCGCUGCACCAUUUUUCAAGAGCAUUGCGAACGCUAUUUCCGAGACUGAGGCCUACGUGAAGCAGUUCCUUGAAAGUGGGCCCAGUGUCCACAACUUCUCUUCUUCCAGUGUGGUGUCACAACAGGACUCCUUGAAAAUUAUAGAUGAUCUGAAAAAUUUGUUUGAAAGAGCUGGUUAUCAGGUUUCCGCUCGAAAUUCGCUGGAGAAUGCAGAUAGUGAAAAACAAGAAGAGGAGCAGGGAGAGGAAAGCUUGCUUGAAAUAAUAAUGAGGUCCCUUCCACAACAAGUAAGUGAACUCGGUGAAAAGGAGAAAGGAAGCACCAAUAUCCAGGCAUCAUCCCCUAUUACUCAGUGGACGGACUUUUAG
Molecule: messenger RNA, 2838 nt
Organism: Rodentolepis nana
Lineage: Eukaryota; Metazoa; Platyhelminthes; Cestoda; Cyclophyllidea; Hymenolepididae
Source: the annotation of a GenBank genome assembly